This is a messenger RNA of Rhopilema esculentum, 1882 nucleotides long. The record is from RefSeq and is a predicted model, not a curated record. NCBI's taxonomy places the organism in Eukaryota, Metazoa, Cnidaria, Scyphozoa, Rhizostomeae, Rhizostomatidae.
GCAUCCUAGGACAGAGGAUAAAUGUAAAAUUGUGUCAACAAUUUUGGAUAUCAAUAUGUAAAAAUGACAAGACGUAUCAAAAUGGACCAUCGUCGCAACUCCUAUGGAGGGAUUGGGGGUUGUAUGUAGCAAUCAAAUGUUCUCUACCCAUUCUGUCAAGUGAAGAGAAACGCCACAAAGAUUUAUCAAGCAAUAACAAGAAAAAUGAGCUUGUUGGACGAACUCUUUGGCCAAAUAUUGCAAUCGGAAGAGUCAAUAAGACAGAGAUUUGAACAGCUAAAGGAAGCGCAUUCAAAGAUACUGGAAUUUCAGUCAAAAUUAAAAGAUGCUGCAUUUGAAGUUCAGUCAUUAUAUGGAACCAUGGCCGUAAAAAAUCACAAACUUGUAGAAAAAGAGGUUGAAUUAAAAUGGUUUUCAUCAAGAGUAACGAUACUUAAACAGAAAGCUCUGGAAAGCAAACUUGUAAAAGAAGAAAUUUCUUCCCAAAUACGUGAAAUCGAAAGCGUAAUCAAACAAGAGAGAACUGAAUUUAUAGAAGAAACUAAAUCUUUUUUGGAAUCUCACGAGCUAUCUUCGAAUCUUGAAUCCCAUUACGAACAAAAGCUUAAAAGAAACAUUCAAGAGCUAAAGGAAAGGACAAAUGAACUUCAAACAGACCUCGAGACUCUUGACAAAUGUCAAAGUGCAAGAAAAAUUCUAGAUGAGAAGAUUGAUGUGGCAAACCGAUCAAUCACUUCACUGAUAUUUGAAAAAGAUGAGAAAGAAGAAGCUUUGCAAAUGGCAAAGAAGAAAGCAGACGAGGCCCUUGCCUCCAAAGAUGAUGCCAUGGCCUUGCCACAGAAAUGUAAUGAAUUCAAGAGAUUAUCUGAAGAGCUAAGCAACUGCCAGAAACGUUCCGAAGAACUAAGCAGGCGAAGAAGGGACCUGUUGUCAGAGCUCUAUCUUUGCCAGCAAGAAUUCAUGAAAAAAGAUUCAUACAUGAAGACAAUUCAGUCAUCAACUGCUAUCUCUGGUAGCCAGGCAAUGAAAACAGGGAAUGACAUUGGAUGUGCAAAAGGAAGUUCAGCUGAUGAAAGCCACAGCAACAGGAGGGUAAGUCUGUUUAAAAGCACAAAAAGUAAUUCAAACUAUUCUCAGAAUGCCUUUCGGUAGCUGAGCUGGACAGUAAAGAAAUGAAAGCAAAGGAAUGAAAGCUAAACUUGGUUGACAAUAGCAUGAAUUUGAAAUGGCUGACUUACAGAAAACAGUUUAUAAGUUAAAAUACAGGAAUUUCGAGAUCUCUUUAUAGUUCUCUUAGAUGGGCCUAUAAAAUACAAGAUCAGAGAAAAUCAAACUAUUUAGAAAAAAAUUAGUAAAAGAACUGUCAUUAAUUGAUUCUUGACGGCUAUUUUUUGCCGUUUCUUGAAGUAGAAUUUAUUGAGAAGACUGGUGGGAUCAUGCUUUCCCCAUCAAGCAAGGAAGUUUGACGCUACUUUUAAAACUUUAGAGCUAGCACAUCUGUAUUUACGUGUUUCAACAAAGUCCUUGGCCAACACCUUGUCUGAUAUCUUCAUUAAACUAUAACCGCAAAAUAUGUCAACAGUUGAAAACCUUAAACUAAACACUGAAUCACACCUGGACAAAUGAAAUCCACCCCAAGGCUUAUUUUAAUUAUAACGGUAUGUCAAUAAAAGCCUGAAAUGACAGCAAACGUUUAAAAUCUGCAACAGACUUUCGAUUUCUUUGACUAAUAUGUGAUGAUUUGGCGAUGAGACCAAACGAAUGAAAUAUAAAAACGACGGUUUGCAAAUAUACUUACAGGUCGUACAUAAACGACAUGUCACGAAGUUCUUUUCAAACAUUAGAGGAUUUCAAAACACCCCCUUGUCUCUCCUUGCCGGCG